UCGAACUCGAUCUUCAAACGGGAACAGUUAAAACGACAUAUCGCAUAAACACACCGGAUCGAACCGCUGAUUCUCGUUCAAAUGUUAUUGUGGGUUACCCCGUGCAACAUGGCGCCUCGGAGGGGAAAUUUGGCGGGCAAAAUUCCCGUGACGUGUACGAUGCAGUUAUGUACGUGUCGAAUAUGUGUUCGAAACGUUCUCGGACGGACGUUUAUUUACAAACAUAAUCCCCCGAACCUUCCCGAUGAACAGAUCGUCAUGGGACGCACGAUUAACCAUAUUUCGAAUACUUCCGUUUCGGUGAUCGUUAAAAGGAUACUGCGAGACGGACAAUCGAAACACGAGGUAUUUCGUACUUUGAGCUACAAUUCCCUCCUUCGUAGAUAAGAUAGGAGUCAACGAUGGCUUACCGUUCCCGAUCUUAUCGAUAAGAGAGUGACCGAGUGCCUCAGACCUUCGUCGAACACCGGUUUUUCCCACGAGCUAAACCGAUCGAAAUUCGACAGUAAUUUACCACACUUUUAGGACUGAAAUAGUUGGUCCUGUUUCACUUUCGAUAUCGUUCUCCUUAUCACCGAUACGGGGAACGCGUGACGACCGCUCCGAAGAGGAUGAGCAAAGAGCGGGCGGGAUAGUACGGGGCACGUACUUUAAAUAUUCGGCGUUCCGUAUUCCGUGUUUCAGUACGUGGAUUCGCCAGUAAAUCGAGUAAAUCGGCUAGAGAUCGUCGCACAGGGGAACGCGGUUUCCCAGAGGAAUUAAAAAGGGAACAACCGUCGAACGAUAUCGUUUCGCACCGGUGGCACAAGGUGUCCGCUGCGGAGGACGAUCGAUUAUCAGCUGCUGGAUCACGCCAGAUCGCCACGCGGUUAAGGACAGGUCAAUCUCCUCGGCGUACGCGCGAUACGUUCAUCGACGAUGGAAUCUCUCGCCAGAACCAUGCUCGGGAGAACUGGAGUCUCCAGAGGGAAACUGUUGAACCUAUUCUGCCAGGGCGAGCGGAAUGGCCGAACGAUCACGUCGCAGGAGAUUUUUGAAAGAGAGUCGAAGCACGGCGCUCACAAUUAUCACCCGCUGCCGGUCGCCUUGUGCAAGGCCAACGGAGUUUUCAUGUGGGACGUCGAGGGCAAACGGUACUACGAUUUCCUGAGCGCUUACUCGGCCGUUAAUCAGGGCCAUUGUCACCCGAGGAUCUACAAGGCGCUCACCGAUCAGGCGAGCGUGUUGACACUGACUUCGAGGGCGUUUUACUCGGACGCGUUGGGCGAGUUCGAGGAGUACAUCACGAAGCUUUUCGGGUACGACAAGUGGCUGCCGAUGAACACCGGCGUGGAAGGCGGCGAGACCGCGUGCAAACUGGCGCGCAGAUGGGGAUACAGUUGCAAGGGGAUAGCGAAAAAUCAGGCGAAGAUCGUGUUCGCCGAAGGUAACUUCUGGGGGAGGACGAUGAGCGCCGUCUCCUCGAGCACGGACCCGACCAGUUACGGCGGCUUCGGCCCGUUCAUGCCCGGAUUCGAGGUCAUCCCAUACGACGACCUCGCCGCGCUAGAGAAAACACUGGCCGAUCCCAACGUCUGCGCUUUCAUGGUGGAGCCUAUACAAGGAGAGGCCGGAGUUGUCGUGCCGAAGGACGGGUACCUGAAGGGAGUCAGAGAUCUGUGCACGAAGCACAACGUGCUGUGGAUAGCGGACGAGGUGCAAACCGGCUUGGCCAGAACGGGCAAGCGGCUGGCGGUGGACCACGAGAACGUGAAGCCGGACAUCCUGAUCCUCGGGAAAGCGCUUUCCGGCGGUUUCUACCCGGUGUCCGGUGUGCUGGCCAACGACUCCGUCAUGCUGACGAUCAAGCCCGGCGAGCACGGCUCGACGUACGGCGGCAACCCCUUGGGCUGCAGAGUCGCCUUGGAGGCGCUCCGCGUGCUCGAGGAGGAGAAGCUGGCCGAGAACGCGCAGAAGCUCGGCGAGAUUCUCAGAGGCGAGCUCGGCAAGCUUCCGCGCGACGUGGUCACGCUGGUCAGAGGUAAGGGGCUGCUGAACGCCAUCGUGAUCAACGAGAAGAUCGACGCCAUGAAGAUCUGCCUGAAGAUGAAGGACGCCGGUCUGCUGGCGAAGCCGACGCACGGGCACAUCAUCAGGCUGGCCCCGCCGCUGGUGAUCACCGAGCCCCAAAUAAGGGAGUGCGCCGAGAUCAUCGGCAAAACUGUAACGCAGUACGCCUAGCGCGUAUCGCGCACGACGCCUGUAACCUCGGGGAAAUCUUG
Molecule: messenger RNA, 2261 nt
Organism: Nomia melanderi (Alkali bee)
Lineage: Eukaryota; Metazoa; Arthropoda; Insecta; Hymenoptera; Halictidae
Source: RefSeq, a predicted model, not a curated record